Haliotis rufescens (red abalone) is the source of this 687-nucleotide messenger RNA. Its product is annotated as protein app1-like. The record is from RefSeq and is a predicted model, not a curated record. Lineage: Eukaryota; Metazoa; Mollusca; Gastropoda; Lepetellida; Haliotidae. The transcript has a single exon. The coding region runs from base 1 to 687 and encodes 228 amino acids.
AUGCCCACCAUACCCGCCAUACCCGCCAUACCCACCAUGCCCACCAUACCCGUCAUACCCACCAUGCCUGCCAUACCCGUCAUACCAACCAUGUCCACCAUGCCCGUCAUACCCACCAUACCCGUCAUACCCACCAUCCCCGUCAUACCCGUCAUACCCACCAUUCCCGUCACACCCACAAUCCUCGCCAUGCCCACCAUGCCUGCCAUACCCGUCAUACCAACCAUGUCCACCAUGCCCGUCAUACCCACCAUACCCGUCAUACCCACCAUGCCUGCCAUACCCGUCAUACCAACCAUGUCCACCAUGCCCGUCAUACCCACCAUACCCGUCAUACCCACCAUGCCUGCCAUACCCGUCAUACCAACCAUGUCCACCAUGCCCGUCAUACCCACCAUACCCGUCAUACCCACCAUGCCUGCCAUACCCGUCAUACCAACCAUGUCCACCAUGCCCGUCAUACCCACCAUACCCGUCAUACCCACCAUUCCCGUCACACCCACAAUCCUCGCCAUGCCCACCAUACCCACCAUACCCGUCAUACCCACCAUGUCCGUCAUACCCGUCAUACCCACCAUGUCCGCCAUACCUGUGCUAAUAGGUUUGAAGCAUGGGGAUAUGACGUUAGCGAUCCCCGUUAGUGAGAUUAUCCGUGACAGAUGGGAAAAGCGCAUGUCAAAGACAUAA